This is a messenger RNA of Ectocarpus siliculosus, 2142 nucleotides long. The record is from the annotation of a GenBank genome assembly. NCBI's taxonomy places the organism in Eukaryota, Phaeophyceae, Ectocarpales, Ectocarpaceae.
AUGAAACACGGCACCACCAAACGAAGCUACACCUUCAAUUUCAUCUAUCCGGGCGCAAACGGCCUGGCCCAGGCCUUGGAACCCAUGCUGGAGCAGACCCCGGCCCCGACGCCGCCGAAUUCGGCGCGUUUAACAUCUUCUACCUCACCGGCAACAGAGGCGCCAAGCCCAUCGCCAACCCUGGCGACGCCACGAAUCCCGACUCCUACUCCAGUGGACCCACAGACACCCGGGCCGACAACGGCUCUCACCGUAACGCCGCAACCAGCUCCCACGCGCCCUCCAGUGGACCCCGAGACACCCGGGCCGACAACCGCUCUCACGGUAACGCCGCAACCAGCUCCCACGCGCCCUCAAGCGGACCCCGAGACACUCGCGCCGACCCCCGCUGCUCACGGUAACGCCGCUACCACCAACGCCCACGCGUCCUCCAGUGGACCCCGAGACACCCGGGCCGAAAACCGCUUUCAUGGUAACGCCGCAACCAGCUCCCACGCGCCCUCCAGCGGACCCACAGACGCCCGGGCCGACAGACGCUCUCACGGUAACGCUGCCACCAUCCUUUCGCCCGCAAACGCCGCCACCAACGCCCACGCGUCCUCCAGUGAAUCCACAGUGGACCCCGAGACACCCGGGCCGACAACCGCUUUCAUGGUAACGCCGCAACCAGCUCCCACGCGCCCUCCAGUGGACCCACAGACACUCGCGCCGACCCCCGCUCUCACGGUAACGCCGCUACCACCAACGCCCACGCGUCCUCCAGUGGACCCCGAGACACCCGGGCCGACAACCGCUUUCAUGGUAACGCCGCAACCAGCUCCCACGCGCCCUCCAGCGGACUCACAGACACCCGGGCCGAAAACCGCUUUCAUGGUAACGCCGCAACCAGCUCCCACGCGCCCUCCAGCGGACCCACAGACACUCGCGCCGACCCCCGCUCUCACGGUAACGCCGCUACCACCAACGCCCACGCGUCCUCCAGUGGACCCCGAGACACCCGGGCCGACAACCGCUUUCAUGGUAACGCCGCAACCAGCUCCCACGCGCCCUCCAGCGGACUCACAGACACCCGGGCCGAAAACCGCUUUCAUGGUAACGCCGCAACCAGCUCCCACGCGCCCUCCAGCGGACCCACAGACGCCCGGGCCGACAGACGCUCUCACGGUAACGCUGCCACCAUCCUUUCGCCCGCAAACGCCGCCACCAACGCCCACGCGUCCUCCAGUGAAUCCACAGACACUCGCGCCGACCCCCACUCUCCUGGUAUCGCUACCACCAACGCCCACGCGUCCUCCAGUGGACCCCGAGACACCCAGGCCGACAACCACUCUCACGGUAACGUCGCCACCAGCUCCCACGCGCCCUCCAGUGGACCCAGAGCAACCAGUGGCACCCGGGAAAGCCGCUGCUCCGGUUCUGGCGCCAACCGCUCCGGAGCAACCAGUGGCACCCCGGAUACCCGCUGCUCCGGUUCUGGCGCCAACCGCUCCGGAGCAACCAGUGGCACCCGGGAUACCCGCCGCUCCGGUUCUGGCGCCAGCCGCUCUGGAGCAACCAGUGGCACCCGGGACACCCGCUGCUCCGGUUCUGGCGCCAACCGCUCCGGAGCAACCAGUGGCACCCGGGAUACCCGCUGCUCCAGUUCUGGCGCCAACCGCUCCGGAGCAACCAGUGGCACCCGGGAUACCCGCUGCUCCGGUUCUGGCGCCAACCUCUUCGGAGCAACCAGUGGCACCCGGGAUACCCGCGGCUCCGGUUCUGGCGCCAACCUCUUCGGAGCAACCAGUGGCACCCGGGAUACCGGCUGCUCCGGUUCUGGCGCCAAGCACUUCGGAGCAACCAGUGGCACCCGGGAUACCCGCUGCUCCGGUUCUGGCGCCAACCGCUUCGGAGCAACCAGUGGCACCCGGGAUACCCGCUGCUCCGGUUCUGGCGCCAAGCACUUCGGAGCAACCAGUGGCACCCGGGAUACCCGCUGCUCCGGUUCUGGCGCCAACCUCUUCGGAGCAACCAGUGGCACCCGGGAUACCCGCGGCUCCGGUUCUGGCGCCAAGCACUUCGGAGCAACCAGUGGCACCCGGGAUACCCGCUGCUCCGGUUCUGGAGCCAACCGCUUCGGAGCACUUCGGAGGGCUACUGUAG